AUGAAACUUCAGAUAUUAGAUAGCAUUAUUGACAUUUUGGAUCAUGUACAAAAUGAUAUCUCCAAUUCAACAAACAAAAGCGAAAAGCCUCAAUCAGAUUUCAAUCAAGUUCCAAAAGAAAUAGUUAAAGAAAACACCGAGCAAGAAAUGCAAUCUAUUAAAUCUCCAAUACAAGAAAACCAAGAAAACGAAUUUCCAAUCGAAUUUCUUGAUAAAAUUUCUAAACUUAAAAAUUCCUAUUUUACUUAUGAAAUCUACAAAUUUUUUGAUGAAAUUUCAGAAAAAGGGAAUCAAAAAAUGAUGCUCAAAGCAAUUGAAGAAGGACUUCAUGAAAAAAUAUUUGAUUGGGGCAAUGUACUUCAUCAUGCAUCAGAAAAAGGAAAUCUGAGACUUGUUAAAUCUCUAAUUGAAUGUGGUUGUGACAAAGAAGCAGAGGGUAUAUGGGGUUAUACUCCACUCCUUUAUGCAUCGUGGAAAGGUCAUCUUGAAGUAGCUAAAUAUCUUAUCUCGAUUGGAGCUAAUAUUGAAGCAAAAGAGGAUAAGGGAGAAACUCCACUCUAUAUUGCAUCAGAAAAUGGUCAUGCUGAAGUUGUUAAAUACCUUAUCUCAGUUGGAGCUAAUAAAGAAAUAAAGAAUCAAUUUGGAUAUACUCCACUCAUUGUUGCAUCAAUAAAUGGCCAUCUUGAAGUUGUUAAAUGUCUUGUCUCAGCAGGAGCUAAUAAAAAUGCAAAGGAUAGAGAUGGAGAUACUCCACUCAUACAUGCAUCAAUGGGAGAUCAUCUUCGAGUUUUUAAAUAUCUUAUCUCUGCAGGAGCCGAUAAAACUGCAAGAAAUAAUAACAGACAGACGGCAAAUUUAGUUGCAGGUAGAAAUGUUAGAGAUUAUCUAGUAAUAGAACAAUUUAAGAGAAACCACGUUAAUUUCUAG
This is a messenger RNA of Trichomonas vaginalis G3, 927 nucleotides long. RefSeq names its product protein ubiquitination. Lineage: Eukaryota; Parabasalia; Trichomonadida; Trichomonadidae. Gene Ontology annotation, molecular function: protein binding. The coding region runs from base 1 to 927 and encodes 308 amino acids. The transcript has a single exon. The record is from RefSeq and is a predicted model, not a curated record.